Molecule: messenger RNA, 3021 nt
Organism: Lates calcarifer (barramundi perch)
Lineage: Eukaryota; Metazoa; Chordata; Actinopteri; Centropomidae
Gene: uvssa
Product: UV-stimulated scaffold protein A
Biological process (GO): response to UV; transcription-coupled nucleotide-excision repair
Cellular component (GO): chromosome
Molecular function (GO): RNA polymerase II complex binding
Source: RefSeq, a predicted model, not a curated record
AACAAGUAGCAAACGGAAAUAAAUGUCUGUUCGAGGAAGCUACAUAAUAAACUACAAAGGGAUGCUAAUAUGUAAACAGGACAAAGCAGCUGCUGUCAGUUUAUCGACAUUUGUCAUGAACGGACAACGACUCACACGGUUCACUUGGAGCUAACAGUUGUAAUAUAUCUGAGACUUACCAGCUGGUGUGUUAAUGAACAGUGAUGGAGUUGUCUCAGAGGGAGCGGCUGUCAGAGCUGGUGGAGCAGCUGACCACAUCAGGACAGCCACAGCUCAACCAGGACAAGAUGAAGGAAAUCAAGAAGAUCUGCAGAGUGUCUAAUGACUGCGUAGACCACCUGUACCACUUAGUGAUGAACCAGCUCAACCAAGAACAUUGUGAGAUACGACUGUCAGCCUUCCAGAUAGCCAGUGAGCUCUUCUCCAGGUCACACCACUUCAGGACGCUGCUGGUAGACAACUUCCAGGAGUUCUUGGAGCUGACAGUGGAGACUGACUCAGAGCAGCCCCUCCCUCCUCCUAAAGAAGUAGCCAGGAAGCUGAGGUCCCUGGCCAUCCAGACUGUCCAGUCAUGGCAGGCCUCUUAUGGGACUUCGUAUAAGAAGUUGGCACUGGGCUACCACUUCCUCAAACAGGUUAAGAAGGUGGAUUUCCAGGAUGCUGAGGCCAGGACGGUAGCAGAGAGGAGGAGGGAGGAGGAGAGACAAAGGAGAAUGGAGAGGAUCUACAAGGAGAGAGUGGAGGCAGCUUCCAGAGACAUGGAGGAGUCGUACCAGGAAAUUGAGGCGACGCUGACAGAGAUGGAAUCCUGUAUGAAUCUGCUUUUCCCUGAGUUCAGCCUCAUAGACAUCCAGCCAGUCAACGGCUGUUCUUCAAACUCCCAGCCAACCAACGGAUGUCCGUCAGAUGAUGAACAGCCCUGCUGCAGCAAGGACGUGAGGGAUAACAGGAAAGGGGAGGAGAGCAGGGAAGAAAAGAGAACAGGAGAGGUGGGAGAAGAAGACAAAGGAAUGCAAGAGACUAGGAAAGAUCAGGGGGAGGGAAAGGAGGAAGAGGAGGAAGAAGACAUGGAAGAGGAGGAGGGAAGUAGUGAAGACAAGGAAGAGGAGCGGUUUGAUGGAGACAUGUUCAUUCGGAACUCAGGGCUCAUCUCUCACUCCUACAGUCUGGACCUGAACAUCAGUCCUGGUCUUCAGGUGAAGGAAACGGAGGAUAACGAGGCAGUGGUUUCCACAGUGAGAGACCUCCAUAGACUGAUAACAACCAAACACCUGCCAGCUGUGCAGGGCUGGGUUCAGGUCUUCACCAAGGCAGGUGCAGAGGAGCAGCUGGUGAGGAGAGCACUGGAUCUGAAGAGAUCUUUAGAAGCUGCACUGCAAAAACACGAAGAGCUUCACAUUGACUAUAAGACCAGGGUGCGAAAAGUGAUGAAGGCUUCUUCAAAUGGAGAGGAAGAUGAUGAUGAUGACGAUGGCGACGAUGAUUUCGAUGACGUUCCAGAGAAAGAAGGAUAUGAGCCACACAUUCCAGAGCAUUUACGAGCUGAGUACGGUUUGGAUCCCUCUCCUUCCACCUCAGCAGCACCUGUCACAAGGAAACCUCCUGCUAAACGACCUGCAGCUCCACCCCCUCGUUCUUCCUCCUCCUCCUCCUCCUCUACUUCCAGGCGUCUGAAGCGGAUCAUAGAAGAGGAGCAGGAUCCAACCUGUGCAGCUGCAACACUGCGCCUCAUCAGACAGAACCUCCCUCUGCCUGCAGAGUCCAGCAGCAGCAGCUCCUCAGACCCCGCUUCAUCUCAAUCCAGUUCAGACCAGAAGCCUGCUGAUGCUCCUGUGGUCCCAUUUGGUUUGGACCUGUACUACUGGGGCCAGGAGCAGCCCAAUGCUGGCAAGAUCAUCAAGGCGGCCUCUCAGCAUCAGUUCUGGGUUCCCAUCGAGGUGGAGGAAGAGGUGGAGAAUGAGCAGUUGCUGGCAGAGAGCAAGAGCAGAUACAUCUCCUUCCCUGGAAGAUUCACUCCUGUCAGCCAUUACUGUAGAGCUCCACUAGGCAACGGAAAGCUGUGUCAGAGACAGGAUCGGCUCAAGUGUCCUUUCCAUGGCCAGAUCGUUCCUCGAGACCAGGAGGGUCGACCCUGCAGGCAGGAGGACCGACUGAGGGAGGAGCAGGAGGAGAGGAGGAAGAGGGAGGAGCAGCCUGACUGGCGUGAUGCAGAGCUGAUGCGAGACAUUGAGGCGGCAACAGGAGAAAACCUGGGUUCUGACAGAGUGGGUAAAAAAGGAAAAGGGAAGAAGAAGAAGUUCCCCAACCUCAGUGAUCUGAAGCAGAGCGCCAACACGUCCCGCUGCAGGCUCGAGAAGAAAGUCUUCAACAAGAGCGCCAUGCGCAGAGUAGCUCAGGUGAUGGCUAAAGCUGACAGAAGAAAACACGACAAGUUCUCCAACCAGUUCAACUACUCUCUCAACUGACCUCCAAGCCAGUUCAAUAUGCCUUUAACUGAAUGACAUGGACUGAGUGCUUCUCUGUGACUAUGAACAGACUUUUAUUGUACUCACUGAAAGACUGAUAGAAAUAUACUGAUGUGCAUGUGCUGUAUAUGAAUCUGGUUAGCAGGUAAAUAGACUGAUUUAUGAAGGAAAUAAUAUUUAAAACACUAUGUGUUUGAACACUGUAAUGCUGGAAUGAUUUGACUUGUGUUUGAUAACCUUUUUAUGAGCUUUUUAACUGCUUAAAGGAAUAUGGUUGUUACUCAGAUGUAUCACAUUUAUGAAAAAUGAUCAAGUAUGACAAAAUGAAAAUGAUCAUUAAAGUUAUAUUUAAUAAUAACUGAACAGAUGGUUCAGUUUCAUUUUGCCUUUGUAUCUGCCAAUGUUCAUUUUGUGUAACUGACUGAAUUUCUACUUCUUUUUUCUGCUGUUGUCUAGUUGAAUUUCUAGCUGAUGUUUCUAAGUGUUUGGGGUUUCUGGGGGAUGAAGUCAUGUGAUGAUUUGUAGUGUAGUAGUAAAGUGGAAGUCUCUGUCCUCA